CCCCGCCCCUCUCCGUAGCCUUAGGGAAUCAGGUCCCGGAGGAAGAGGGUAGGUGGGGAGGCGGAUGAGGGGUGGGGGACCCCUUGACGUCACUGGAAGGAGGUGCCGGGGUAGGAAGUGGGCUGUGGAAAGGUUAUAAAUGGCCCCCGCCCUCAGCUGCUCCUCGACGAGGUCCGCUGGAGUCUCGGAGCGCGCCCGCCGGACACUCCUCGCGGCUCUUUCCCGGUGGCGGCGGCGGCGGCGGCGGCUCGGAGCAGUCUUCCGGACUGAAGCGUAGCGGCCAAGGACGCGGAGCUGCGAGGAUUACCCGGCAAGUGGCUGUCUUCCUGGCUGGAGCCGCGGAGAGGGGCGCUCGGGGCGCGGAGCCAGAGCGCAGAGCCGGCGGCAGCGGAGAGCAAGAAGACAGGAUCCGGCGGCUGGAUAGGUCUCCCGCCGGGAGCGCGGGCACCGGGCGAACAGGCCGCGUCGCGCUCACCAUGGUCAGCUGCUGGGACACCGGGGUCCUGCUGUGCGCGCUGCUCGGCGGUCUGCUUCUCACAGGAUCUAGUUCAGGUUCUAAGUUAAAAAGUCCUGAACUGAGUUUAAAAGGCACCCAGCACGUCAUGCAAGCAGGCCAGACGCUGUAUCUCAAAUGCAGCGGGGCAGCAGCCCACUCAUGGUCUUUGCCUGAAACGGUGAGUAAGGAAAGCAAAAAGCUGAGCAUAACUAAAUCUGCCUGUGGAAAGAACGGCAAGCAGUUCUGCAGUACUCUGAUCUUGACCACGGCCCAGGCAAACCACACUGGCUUCUAUAGCUGCAAAUAUGUCUCUAUGCCUGCUUCGAAGAAGAGGAAAACUGAAUCUACAGUUUAUAUAUUUAUUAAUGAUACAGAUAGACCCUUCUUAGAGAUGCACAGUGACAUACCUGAAAUUAUAUACAUGACUGAAGGAAGGGAGAUCGUCAUUCCCUGCCGGGUGACGUCACCUAACAUCACUGUUACUUUAAAAAAGUUUCCAGUGGAUGUUCUGAUCCCUGAUGGAAAAAGAAUAACCUGGGACAGUAGGAAGGGCUUUAUAAUCUCAAAUGCAACAUACAAAGAAAUAGGGCUUCUGACCUGUGAAACAACCAUCAACGGACAUUUGUACAAGACAAGCUAUCUCACACUUCGACAAACCUAUAAAAUCACAGACGUCCAAAUGGGCACACCGAGCCGGGUCAAGUUACUGAGGGGUCACACUCUUAUCCUCAAUUGUACCGCCACCACCGCCUUGAAUACGAGAGUUCAGAUGACCUGGAGUUACCCUGGUGAAACAAAUGCCAGAGCCUCGAUAAGGCAACGCAUUGACCAGCGCAGUUCCCAUAACGUGUUCUACAGCGUUCUCACCAUUGACAAGGUGCAGAGGACAGACAGAGGGCCUUACACCUGCCAUGUGAAGAGCGGCCCAGCCUCCAAAUCGGUGAACACCUCAGUGCACGUGUAUGAUCAAGCAUUCAUCACUGUGAGGCAUCGAAAACAGCAGGUGCAUGAAACUGUAGCUGGCAAAAGGUCUUACCGGCUAUCUAUGAAAGUGAACGCAUUUCCCCGGCCGGAAGUGGCAUGGCUAAAAGAUGGGUUACCUGCGACGGAGCAAUCUGCUCGCUACUUGGUUCGUGGCUAUUCGUUAAUUAUUAAGGAUGUAGCUGCAGAAGACGCCGGGGAUUACACAAUCUUGCUGGGCAUAAAGCAGUCAAAUGUGGUUAAGAACCUCACGACCACUCUAAUCGUAAAUGUGAAACCCCAGAUUUAUGAAAAGGCUGUGUCAUCAUUUCCAGACCCGACUCUCUACCCACUGGGCAGCAGACAGAUCCUGACUUGUACCAUCUACGGAGUCCCUCAGCCUACAGUCAAGUGGUUCUGGCAUCCCUGUAACCACAAUCAUUCGAAAGCAAGGUAUGACUUUUGCUCCAGUAAUGAAGAGUCCUUUAUCCUGGAUCCUGACAGCAACAUAGGAAACAGAAUUGAGAGCAUCACUCAGCGUACAGCAGUAAUAGAAGGAAAGAAUAAGACGGCUAGCACCUUGGUUGUGGCUGAUGCUAGAAUCUCUGGAAUCUACAGUUGCAUGGCUUCCAAUAAAGUAGGGACUGUGAAAAGAACCAUGUGCUUUUAUAUCACAGAUGUGCCAAAUGGAUUCCAUAUUAACUUGGAAAAAAUGCCUACGGAAGGAGAGGACCUGAAACUGUCUUGCACAGUUAACAAAUUCUUAUACAAAGACAUUGCUUGGAUUCUGCUGCGGACAGUCAAUAACCGAACCAUGCGCCACAGUACUAGGAAGCAAAACAUGGCCGUCAUUAAGGAGUAUUCCCUUAGUCUUGACCUUGUCAUCAAGAAUGUUUCCCUGGAAGCUUCAGGCACCUACGCCUGCAGAGCCAGGAACAUAUACACAGGGGAAGAAAUCCUUCAGAAGAAAGAAGUUAUAAUCAGAGAUCAGGAAGCACCAUACCUCCUGCGCAACCUCAGUGAUUAUACAGUCGCUGUCAGCAGCUCCACCACGCUAGACUGUCAAGCUAGCGGUGUCCCUGAGCCUCAGAUCACCUGGUUCAAAAACAACCACAAAAUCCAACAAGAGCCCGGAAUUAUUUUAGGACCAGGAAGCAGCACACUGUUUAUUGAAAGAGUCACAGAAGAGGAUGAAGGCGUCUAUCACUGCAGAGCCACCAACCAGAAGGGGUCUGUGGAAAGUUCAGCAUACCUCACCGUGCAAGGAACCUCGGACAAGUCUAAUCUGGAGCUUAUCACACUGACAUGUACCUGUGUGGCUGCCACCCUCUUCUGGCUCCUAUUAACUCUCUUCAUCCGAAAACUGAAAAGGUCUUCUUCUGAAAUAAAGACUGACUACCUAUCAAUUAUCAUGGACCCAGAUGAAGUUCCCCUGGAUGAGCAGUGUGAGCGUCUCCCAUACGAUGCCAGCAAGUGGGAGUUUGCCCGGGAGAGACUUAAACUGGGCAAAUCACUUGGAAGAGGGGCUUUUGGAAAAGUGGUUCAAGCAUCUGCAUUUGGCAUUAAGAAAUCGCCCACGUGCCGGACUGUGGCUGUAAAAAUGCUGAAAGAGGGGGCCACGGCCAGCGAGUACAAAGCUCUGAUGACUGAGCUCAAGAUCUUGACCCACAUUGGCCACCAUCUGAAUGUAGUCAACCUGCUGGGAGCUUGUACCAAGCAAGGAGGCCCUCUGAUGGUGAUCGUUGAAUAUUGCAAAUAUGGAAAUCUAUCUAACUACCUCAAGAGCAAACGAGACUUAUUCUUUCUCAACAAGGAUGCAGCAUUGCACAUGGAGCCUAAGAAGGAAAAAAUGGAGCCAGACGUGGAACAAGGCAAGAAACAAAGACUAGAUAGUGUCACCAGCAGCGAGAGCUUCGCAAGCUCUGGGUUUCAGGAAGAUAAAAGUCUGAGUGAUGUGGAGGAAGAGGAGGAUUCUGACAAUUUCUACAAGCAGCCCAUCACUAUGGAAGACCUGAUUUCUUACAGUUUUCAAGUGGCCAGAGGCAUGGAGUUUUUGUCUUCCAGAAAGUGCAUUCAUCGGGACCUGGCAGCACGAAAUAUUCUUUUAUCUGAGAACAAUGUGGUGAAGAUUUGCGACUUUGGCCUCGCCCGGGAUAUUUAUAAGAACCCAGAUUAUGUGAGAAAAGGCGAUACUCGACUUCCUCUGAAAUGGAUGGCUCCUGAAUCUAUAUUUGACAAAAUCUACAGCACCAAGAGCGACGUGUGGUCUUACGGAGUGCUGCUGUGGGAAAUCUUCUCCUUAGGUGGGUCUCCGUACCCAGGAGUGCAAAUGGAUGAGGACUUCUGCGGCCGUCUGAAGGAAGGCGUCAGGAUGAGGGCUCCCGAGUACGCGACUCCUGAAAUCUAUCAGAUCAUGCUGGACUGCUGGCACAAAGACCCCAAAGAGAGGCCGAGAUUUGCAGAACUUGUGGAAAAGCUAGGCGAUCUGCUUCAAGCCAAUGUGCAACAGGAUGGCAAAGACUAUAUUCCACUAAACGCCAUACUGACAGGAAACAGUGGGUUUACAUACUCAGCUCCCGCCUUCUCAGAGGACUUCUUCAAGGAAGAUAUUUCAGCUCCAAGAUUUAAUUCAGGAAGUUCUGAUAAUGUCAGAUAUGUAAAUGCUUUCGAUUUCAUGAGCCUGGAAAGAAUCAAAACCUUUGAAGAACUUUCACGGAAUGCCACCUGCAUGCUUGAUGACCUCCGGGUGAACAGGGAAGUUCUUCCGGCCUUCCCGCUGCUGAAGCGCUUCACCUGGACCGAGAGCAAACCCAAGGCCUCAGUGAAGACCGACUUGCGAGUGACCAGUAAGAGUAAGGAGUCUGGGCUCUGUGACCGCCCCAGGCCUACUUUCUGCCACUCCAGCUGCGGGCACGUCAACAAAAGCAGGCGCAGGUUCACCUACGACAACUCUGAGCUGGAAAAGAAGAUGGCGUGCUGCUGUCCUCCCCCAGACUACAACUCAGUGGUCUUAUAUUCCACCCCACCCGUCUAAGGUUGCACGCACAGCCUUAUUUCUACAACCACAUGUGUAUGUAUGCCCAAAAACUAGCUUUUGCCAGUAUUAGCCACAUAUAAAUGUAUACCUCUAUCUUUCCACAGGAGCCAACUGCUUUUUGUGAUUUUCAAUAGUGCUUUCUCCUCUUGACUAACAAGAACGUAACCCCAGAUAAGCAGAGUAACAGUGACAACUGAAGACCACCCCUGCUGGACCCUCCUGUGACUCAAUGUUAGAGAGCCUUCCAAGCCCAAACAAGUUGCUUGCGCCUUCCCGAGGCCUCAUGGCACAGAGCCUUGGAUGGCUCAGGGGGCACACUGGCCACGCCAGACGGCCCAGAACCAGAGGCCACACACCUUAGGCCGGCCUAAGCAAUGCCUGUGGGUCCUCUUCAGACGUGACAUGUAAGGAGAAGGAAAGAAGGGAGGCAGGCAGAAAACAGGACAGGGCAUGAGAAGGCCGUUGAGCUGGACCACAUGCGAGGGAGAGGGAGAGGGAGAGGGGGCCCUUCAGGCUUCCGAGAGUCCAGCCGGGGGCACACAGGACAGAGGGGUGAAGAUAUUUUCUGGACUCUGGGAGACAAGAAAAGGACAAACACUGUUUGGAACUACAAAGCACAUUUUAAAGCUCUAGCUCCAGGGCGGGUUCUCUGCCCGUUCUCACAUGUGGCACAUUUGUUAUUUCCAGCACUGAGGAUGGUGCUCACAUCUGAGGCCAGGCCGCUGGCCGCUCCACACUGAGAGCUCACCCCGAGCCAACUGGCCCCCUGGCCUGACACUUGGCAUAAGGCUCCUCGUAAGCUAAUCGGAAUGAGUCUUGUCUAUUAGGGUUAUGUUGGGCUUAAAGCCACAUUUUAAACAAAUAACAUCAGACUCUAUUUUGAGUGUUAAUGUAUAGUCAAGACACUUAACUCAGUGUUUUGUGUUAACCUGUUUUGUACAGUUAGUUAUAAAAGGAAGCCGAGGAAAAGUGCAGUCUUGUGGAGGAUUUUCUCUACACCAAAACGAGGACAGAUGGAAUUUAAAAAGAUAAGGCGAGUGAAAAACCCCAUCUUGAUACCAAGCAAACCAAUUCACUGAAACAGUUGGGACCUGAAGGAUAGGACAUCAGUCACGUUUCCUUUUUAUUUAAUGGGUAUUCCACUAUCUCAUGUUUGUCUCCUGGGAAGAUGUGUUAGAGCAUUAACCAAUGUUUAUUAAGCACUUUAUGCUCCUUGAGAAAAAAGGUGAUAUGUAAUUUACGUGAGAUAAUUCUAGAAUUGGGACUCACGGUAUUAAUCAGCCAUCCAUAGGAAAAAAGCCUCUUUUCAUGGGCUUUGGACCUUGUCUUGGGUCUGAGGAUGAUGGAAAGGGGAGACAGGGUACAAAAGGGGGACCGCUGUUCAGGGUCUAAGAACCCCGAGCUCAGCUGGCUGUUUGACACUCGCUCCUUCUGAAGCCAGUCAGAGCUGGACAGGCAGAGGGGGUUGUUGCUUCCAGUAGAGGAGAGUAUGCUUCCCUUUAUGCAUAGAGCUUAACUCUAGAACCUGAAGUAUAAGUAACAGAAGAAAUUUGGCUGCCUUCCCUGUGUCAUUGUCUGGUUUCAAGGUUCUUUGAAGAGAUGGGAGAGUCAGCACCUCCCCAGUGAGACGGUGGGGGCGAGAGGGGGCCUGCAGCCAGCUGAGGAGCCAGUCAGGCCUCUCCACCAAGCACCAGGUCCCAAGAAAAUCAGGCCAGGGCCAGGGGGAAAAGCUUCCUUCUUCUUUACAUGCACAAAAGCACCUGUGACAACUGGCAGUAGUGUAAACCAGGUAACCAGAAGGAGUUACACAUGGAGAAAAAUGAAAGACCUCAAUUAAUUCUCUAGUUUUUUCAAAUUGGAUAGAGACCAAUAAUUAGUGAAAACAGAAAAAGACCUUAGCUCUCUGUGUCAUGUCUUGAUUUCAGUAAU
This is a messenger RNA of Hipposideros armiger (great roundleaf bat), 6422 nucleotides long. RefSeq names its product fms related receptor tyrosine kinase 1 (gene FLT1). Gene Ontology annotation, cellular component: plasma membrane; signaling receptor complex. Lineage: Eukaryota; Metazoa; Chordata; Mammalia; Chiroptera; Hipposideridae. Gene Ontology annotation, molecular function: ATP binding; vascular endothelial growth factor receptor activity; growth factor binding. The transcript has 30 exons. Bases 477 to 4490 code for a protein of 1337 amino acids. The record is from RefSeq and is a predicted model, not a curated record. Gene Ontology annotation, biological process: multicellular organism development; vascular endothelial growth factor receptor signaling pathway; protein phosphorylation.